AUGGCCGCCCAGCAGCCCGACCCAGCACGGCAGAUCGACGCGCUGGAGCGUCAGCUGGCCGCCCUGACGGUGGCGCUGACGGGGCGGGUGGUGGGCGCCCAGCAAGAGACGAUGCAGCACUUGCAGUUGCUGCAAGCAACGGUGGACGACCUUGAGGGUUCGGCUCGCGAGGCGGCCGACCGCCGUGACCAGCUGCUGCUGGCGGCCAAGCGGCUGGCGCUGGAGCUGCGGGGGCUGGACCUGCUUGCCGACCACGUCAAGGCGGUGGAUGCGCUGAGCCGCAAGCUGGAGGCGCAAGUGCAGGAGGUUGUGGGCGCCAAGGAGGGCCGCGCAUACGGCUGGCUGCCCAUGAACCCGAGCAGUUAA
This is a messenger RNA of Chlorella variabilis, 366 nucleotides long. Its product is annotated as expressed protein. NCBI's taxonomy places the organism in Eukaryota, Viridiplantae, Chlorophyta, Trebouxiophyceae, Chlorellales, Chlorellaceae. The record is from RefSeq and is a predicted model, not a curated record. The transcript is spliced from 2 exons. Bases 1 to 366 code for a protein of 121 amino acids.